CCCAACUUUUCGUCUUUUCUAUCCUCUUUCAAUCUCAAGCUCUCUCGGUCUCUCUCGCUGAGCUCUUCGUCUUGUCUUCCAUGGCAUCGACGAGCGCUCUAUGCCCCUCGUUUCCCUCUGCUCGCAUAUGUCACAGGCUAAACACAAAAAUUCAUGUGGGCACUCCGUUAUUAGCAUGGCAAAAUAGCAAGAAGUCUUCCAUUAGGAGGUCAUUUCAGAUAUAUGGUUUGUUUGGUGGAAAGAAGGAGAAGAAUGAGAAUAGUGAUGACACAUCAUCAAAGGCAGGUUUCUUGGGAAACAUGCAAAACUUAUAUGAGACUGUUAAGAAGGCUCAAAUGGUUGUCCAAGUAGAAGCUGUUCGCGUACAGAAAGAGCUAGCGGCUGCUGAGUUUGAUGGUUAUUGUGAAGGUGAACUGAUUAAGGUAACUCUUUCUGGGAAUCAACAACCUAUACGCACUGAAAUCACUGAGGCUGCUAUGGAGUUAGGACCUGAAAAACUUUCCUUGUUGGUAACUGAAGCAUACAAAGAUGCACACCAGAAGAGUGUUCAAGCGAUGAAAGAACGAAUGAGCAAUCUCGCACAGAGCCUCGGAAUGCCACCAAACCUCGGCGAAGGACUCAAGUAAUCAUCAAAGGAUCAAAACUUUCGAAUUCUUCGAUCAAGGAAUGAAUGCACUUCAAAAUUUUGUAUGCUAAAUUAUUCUACAUGCAUCUCCUGAUGACCUCCUUUUGAGAAUUGUUUGUUUAGUUAGCAAUGUCUGAAAACCCUAAAAACUUUGUUGGUUUUUUUACAUUAUUGUAACAUUCUCAUCAUGUACUACAGAGCUUUUUUUCUCUUUUUUUUUUUGAAUAA
This is a messenger RNA of Dioscorea cayenensis subsp. rotundata (Guinea yam), 853 nucleotides long. Its product is annotated as nucleoid-associated protein At4g30620, chloroplastic-like. The record is from RefSeq and is a predicted model, not a curated record. The transcript is spliced from 7 exons. Gene Ontology annotation, molecular function: DNA binding. The coding region runs from base 81 to 626 and encodes 181 amino acids. Lineage: Eukaryota; Viridiplantae; Streptophyta; Magnoliopsida; Dioscoreales; Dioscoreaceae.